AUUUGUAGUUCUUUUUAAUUUUUUUAUUAAAUCGUUGCAGUCAUGUGACGACUGUUGUUUGGAACACGCUGCUACAUUCUCAUUACUCAAUACAGUGGUUUCAUUGUUACAGAAUAUCACUGAAAAUGAUCAAGAUGAAGAAGAAGCUGCCUGAGCGGAUCCUAAAUCACGUCCUGGAGAUUCUCUACCUGCUGACGGGAGAGCGUGCGACUAAUUCACUGACAGUGGGUCACAUGACCGGGGACAAGAUGACAACAGAGAGGAUACUGACCCACACCCUGCAGAUCAUGUACCUGCUGACAGGGGAGGUACCUAUAAAGUGUGAUGAUGUUGCUGUGUAUUUCUCUAUGGAGGAGUGGGAGUAUAUAAAGGAACACAAGGAGCUUUACAAGGACGUCAUGAUGGAGACUCACUCAGCACUACAGACUAUGGAGAUCCCAGGAAAUGAGAGCUCAGGUAUAGUGGCUGUUGGAAUAUCUCUUCCCAUGAACAAGAUGAAGAAGCUGCCUGAGCAGAUCCUGAAUCACAUCCUGGAGAUUCUCUACCUGCUGACGGGAGAGCUUCCGACUAACUCACUGACAGCGAGUCACAUGACCGGGGACAAGAUGACAACAGAGAGGAUACUGACCCACACCCUGCAGAUCAUGUACUUGCUGACAGGGGAGGUGCCUAUAAAGUGUGAUGAUGUUGCUGUGUAUUUCUCUGAGGAGGAGUGGGAGUAUAUAGAGGGACACAAGGAGCUUUACAAGGACGUCAUGAUGGAGACUCACCAAGCACUAAGGACUAUGGCGAUCCCAGGAAAUGAGAGCUCAGAACGAACAGGUCACAGAGAUGGAGAUUUAUACACAGGGGCACAUGCAGAACUUGUACAGCAUAUUCAGCCAAUGGAGACCCUAUCAGGUGACUUUACAAACUGCAAUAAUCCUAGUCAUGGUCAGUGUGCUGAUACUUCUUACAAUCUUCUUCAAAAUCAAAGAAGCCACAUGGGAGAUUUAUGUUUUGAAUAUGGAAAAUGUUUUACCUUUAAAUCAGCCCUUGGUAAUCAUGUGAAAGGUCAUACAGGAGAGAAAACAUUUUCAUGUUCUGACUGUGGGAAAUGGUUUACCCGGAAAGGGCAUCUUCUUAUUCAUCAGAAAAUUCAUACAGGGGAAAAAGCAUUUUCAUGUUCUGACUGUGGGAAAUCUUUUACCCAGAAAGGGAGUCUUGUUAUUCAUCAGAAAAUUCAUACAGGGGAGAAAGUAUUUUCAUGUUCUGAGUGUGGAAAAUCUUUUACCCAGAAAGGGGGUCUUGACUUUCAUUUGAAAAUUCAUACAGGAGAGAAAGCAGUUGCAUGUUCUGAGUGUGGAAAAUGGUUUGCCCAUAAAGGGAGUCUUGUUAAUCAUAAGAAAAUCCAUACAGGGGAGAAAGCAUUUUCUUGUUCUGACUGUGGGAAAUGUUUUAUUCAGAAACAAGCUCUUAAUUAUCAUCUGAAAAUGCAUUCAGGGGAGAAAGCAUUUUCAUGUUCUGACUGUGGGAAAUGUUUUAUACAGAAAUCAGAUCUUAUUUCUCAUGUGAAAAUUCAUACAGGGGAGAGAAAAUUUUCAUGUUCUGACUGUGGGAAAUGUUAUACACAAAAAUCAACUCUUAUUAAGCAUCAGAAAAUCCAUACAGGUGAGAAAUCAUUUUCAUGUUCUGACUGUGGGGAAUCUUUUACCAUGAAAGGGCAACUUGUUAAUCAUUUGAAAAUUCAUACAGGGGAGAAAACAUUUUCAUGUUCUGAGUGUGGAAAAUAUUUUACCCGGAAGGGGAGUCUUGUUAUUCAUCAGAAAAUUCAUACAGGGGAGAAAGCAUUUUCCUGUUCUGAAUGUGGAAAAUGUUUUACUCACAAUUCUACUCUUUUUAGGCAUCAGCAAAUUCAUUCAAGGGAAAACUUAUUUUUGUGUUCUGAAUGUGGGGAAUGUUUUGCCAUAGAAGCAAAUCUUGCUAGUCAUCUGAAACUUCAUAUUAAAGGAAAUCAGUGAAAUCAGAGCUUGAAGUGUAGAGGGCGACACAUAGUCCUCUUCCACACAAUGUCUAGAGUGCUUUUGAUUACUUUUGGAGCUGUUUGAGGUCCUUUAUGCACAUCAAUAAGUUAUAAGGUGGCCCUGGGGGUUCAGGUGUCCCUAUAUAGGUUUGACUAAUCAAGUUGUCACAUGGAAUAAAAUUGUGUAUUUAUUUUAGUAGAGGUUCAUCGAAAUUAUGUGCAGAUCAAAGUUAUAUAAAAAUAUGAUACUGGUAAGAACAGUGUGAUGACCAGGGUUAACCAACCCUGUGCUAGUCACUUGUUUGGCACAGAAAGGGUUAACCGACCCUUCCUACUUUCAUUAAUCUGUCACAGUCUAGCCACUCAAACUAAAUAAGCUGCCACUAGUACUACUUAUGAUUUAUUUAUGGGAAAUUCUAAGGAAAAGCCCAGACUAACAACUUAACUCCCAGAAUACGAUUUGGCAAAAAAUAACCUAAAAUCACAGUACUAAUACUACCAGUCUCUUUCAGUAACAUGGUUCAAAUAUUAGACAAAGGCAAAAACUUUAUUAUGCGAAAAAUGAUGCACAGUGCAUUAUUAAUAACAAUAUUUUAACAAAUAGAAUUAUACACAAGCAAACGGUUUUAAAAACAAAAAGGAGAAAUAACAGAAACCUUAUAAUUUACUAGCUUUUAGUUGUCUGUGCCAGGGAGAUGGCAGGAAAAGUUGGUCACUUGCUCUGUAGUAUACAGCCUACCAUGAAGAAUGAACAACUUCAGUUGUUAAAACACAAAAUGUUAUACUUUUUUCUCCAUGAUAUCAAAUUGCUUGACCCAACCUUCUUGCAGAGGGGGCUAGGGAAAUAUAAACCCCUCUCUCUUUUACGACGGGUCAUAAAGUGUCUUUGCCUGAAAUUAUAGACCACUUUAUAACUUCUGAUAGGCAUAUUCAGCACAUACACCUAUAUAAGCAAUUUCCCAGGGACAUCAUGAGAUUUAGUUUGGUACCAAAUAUGACAUGGUUGUCAUAUUUUCCUCAUCUAGUUUCAUAACAUGUUUAAAAGCAUGUCUUAAAUUGUACUAGUGUCCUAUUAUCAUCCUUAUCUGCUCUGGGGUGAGUGCACUGCUUAUUAUCACUUCAGCUGAGACUUUUAUUUUUCUUAAUGGAUCAAUGCAUAUGCACUAACAUUUGGUAAAGUGGAACUUAGAAACUAUUAGGGGUGCUGGCUUAUCAAAGGGAAACACACACAGCACAUUUAUUCUUAACAAAAAAAAAUGUUUUUAGCACACAGGCUAAAGAAAAGUAACCCCUUAGCAUCUAAAUCCUGAAGUAUUCAUGACACCUCCCCCAAAUAAGAUCAAAUUGAGCUUUCCCUUGAUGUGAUAACACCAUUCCCAGACAAAUUGUGCAUAAGAGUUUUGCCAUCAUGAUGCCCCCCAUUUAAAAAAGACACACAAUUUGCUCUACCCAGCUGAUUUAAUAUAUUGCAGGGACCCUUGCAGCCUGUAGCUUGCUCUGCCUCAUGUUAGUACCAGAAAAUUCUGCCCCAUCUCAUACACUCCCUCUCUGGCAGUAGAAUCCUGCAACUGUUCUUGUAUGAAUAUGGCAUUGACAGCGCUGAGUUUUUCAGGUACCUCCCCCAGUAAGGCUUGCAUCUUGUCCCUGAAACAUACAUCAUACCCUGUGAUGGCUAUUUUCUUGCCAAACCCUCUGAACAUAUUGUGGGUUGUCAGCUUUUGAUUAACUACCCAGGGAUCUUGCUCCUCCAACUGAGUAGAAUGCCUGUACUCCUGCACUUUGUUAUGGUUGGUAGGAGGUUGCCUAAUUGCCCCCUCAUUUCUCCACUCUGGGGACUCUGACUCUGUAAAACACUUUGGGGGUGCCUUAAAGAGUAUCAUGUACCUUCCUCCCCACACACUCUGGAUUCUGGGGCGCUGCUGCUUCUGGCACAGAUUGGACUACAUUCUCCCUCUGCUCUCUCUCACAGUCAGUCUGCCACUUCACAUCCUCACACAGAAUUUGGGAUCCUUCUGACACUGGUACAGACAAGCACAUAUCUUCCUUCUGCCAUUUAUCCCAUAUAUCAUGUCUCUUUCUUUCCAUGGGGGACUCCACUUGUUCUGGCACACAUCAUCCAGUGGCCCAGUCAUUCUCGCCCCUUAUAUUUUCACUCUUUUCUAAGUUACACUGUUUCUAACACAGACAGACACACACCACCCAUCUACAUCUUCUCACAGCCAGUUUCUCCUUGUACAGUUAAACUCUGUUCCACAGAGAAUACUGGUUCAGGCAUAGACAUCUGCCUUUCUUCACAGUCCGUCUCACACUGAACAGGUAAAUUUGGUUCUUCAGAUCCUACUGGUUCAAGCACAGACAGACCCACACUAUCUAUCCGUAUUUCUCCCCAGUUAGUCUCUCCUCUUCAAGUUCCACAUUUCAGCACAGACACCCACAGUUCAGGCACAGCACUUUGCACUCCCUCCUGAUCAGCAUGUUUCUGAGCUUUUUUACACACGGCCCUUUGCACAUCAGGGUUCUACAACUGUCACCAGGUCACAUGCAUGUAGCUUUGUCAGGUACAUACAGAGAUAACAAUCUACCUAGAUCAGUACCCAGUUAAUCAGUAUUAGGAAUAUUUUCAGAUACCCACACAUUUCUUAAACCUCUCCCUGCUCCCUAAUCAAGAUAUACACAUGCCAUAGGCACUGCAAGUUGCACUUCCCCAAUCCCUUUGACUGCUACAGUCCUACCCGGAAUAAUGUCCUUAGAGCUCGACCAGCCCUGGACGCACAAGUGUCACUGCUGCACCUGUGUCCCGACGCCCCAAUGUUACCUUAGAUCCAACAGUCACAGGUUGUAAGUUCUCAUUGUUGCUUUCCUGGUACUUUUGAGGGAUUACUCCCUCAAGCUGAUUGCACCAAUGUAAUCUUCUCUGGGCAAGUGGAGCUGAUUUGGCCCACUUUGUUGCAAGCAAAACACCUGCCGGUAUCCCCCUGCCCAGGUGCAGCACUCGUCCCUCCUUUCCCAGAGGGAAAAGACACAUUAAACAAAGGCACAACAGGCUUUGUGAAGGGGGUCAUAAAGCAGCUCCCUUCCAGGUGGAUGCCCCAUAAAAUCUUUUCUCCCAUUUACUGGUGACCUGUUGGCUGUAUAAAAAUCUGCCAGCUCACCCGCCUCCAAUGUUGUUUUGGGUUUCCGAUCCAGCACCCACUCCUGCACAGCUGCAUGAAUUGCUCCUUAAACAUCAGAUCUUCCAGGUCCUCCAUAGUGGCAAUCUUUAGCCCUCUGGUCCACUGUUUAAAUUAUGUUGUCAGACUUCCAACAACCGCAGUAUAGUUCUCUGAUAUACCCCUCUGCAGAGUAUGGAAUUUCAUUCUGUACACCUCAGAGUGAGAUUAUACCUCCUCUGUGGUGCAGCUUUAAUUGCAUAAUAGACCUGAUCAAUCUCUGGAGGUAGUUCAGCAAAAGCCUCCAGUGCAGGACCUUUCAGACCAGGGGUAAGAUACUUGGCCCACUGCUCACUUGGCAGCUGGAACUGUCUGCAAACUUUUUCAAAACUGCGCAUAAAUACAUCCAAUUCUCCAUCUUUCUCCAGUGUAAAGAUACUCUCUGCCAGCAGUCUGUUUAAAGAGGAGUCUCUAGGUUCACUAACAACAGGUAAGACAGCUCUCUCCAACUGUGCAAGCUGUAGCUGAUACUCUCAAUCUGGCGCUCAGCUGCUUCCCUAGCAGCCUCUCUCUCAGCACAGCGCUCAGCAGCCUGUCUUUCUCCAGCCAGAGCCUCUCUCUCAGCCUGGAGCUCAGCUGCUUCCCUAGCAGCCUGCUGUUCUUGGAAUUUCAGGAUCAGCUCCAAUGCACAAACUUGGAUCUGCUGAGCCCAUAUGCUUUAGAACAGUUUGCAAAUAACAGCCUGGGGAUCUCCAGAGCUUGAUGAAUAACUUCCCACAGACACCUCUCCUGAGGCUUCAGCUUGUGCGGCCUGGCUGCUUUCAUAGUCCAAAAGAGCUUGUAUCAAUCCCUCUUUCAUUUUCUCAUGGGAGGGAAUCACUCUCUCCUGGCAUAACUGUGCCAACAUUUCCUUGGUCUGCUGCUGGUAUGUCUCCAUAGUAGAAAAGAAAAAAGAAUAGUGAAGGGAACUGUUUGCAAUGUAUAGCUAUAUAAUGCACUAAGUUUUAACCUUUGGAAAUUGUGAGUCACAAUUUCUUUUAGUGCUGGGAUUUUCACACUAGCAAAUCCACAAAGCACUAAAAUCUAAUAAAGAAAAAUAUCUACACCGCUGCCCACCAAUUUGUGAUGACCAGGGUUAACCAACCCUGCAGACCAGUCACUUGUUUGGCACAGAAAGAGUUAACCGACCCUUCCUACUUUCACUAAUCUGUCACAGUCUAGACACUCCAGGCAAGCCUAUGACUUAGUUCAGUGGGUGCAAAGGUUAAAGGGACAGACUAAUCCAAAAUAAACUUUUAAGAUUCAGAUAGGGCAUGGAAUUUUAAUCAAUUUUCCAAUUUACUUUUAUCACCAAUUUUGCUUUGUUUUCUUAGUUGAAAGCUAAACCUAGGAGGUUUAUAUGCUUAUUUCUAAGCCCUUGAAGGCUGCCUCUUAUCUCGGGGCAUUUUAACAGUUUUUCACCACUAGAGGGUGUUAGUUCAUGUGUUUCAUAUAGAUAAAUAUGUGCUCAUGCACGGGAGUUCCUAGGAGCCAGCACUGAUUAGCUAAAAUGCAUGUCUGUCAAAAGAAAUUAAAUAAGGGGGCAGUCUGCAGAGGCUCAGAUACAAGGUAAUCGCAGAGGUAAAAAGUGUAUUAUUAUUACUGUGUUGAUUAUGCAAAAGUAAUGUGUAAUAAAGGGAUUAUCUUUUAAAAAAAAAAAAAAAAACAUUCUGGUGUAGACUGUCCCUUUAACAACACUCUCUAGUCUAUCUUAGACUUAGAAAAAAUGCCCAAAACUCCCCUUUACUGCCACUCAAACUAAAUAAGCUGCUACCACUUACAAUUUAUUUAUGGGAAAUCCUAAGGAGUAACAACUUAACUCCCAGAAUACAAUUUAGCAAAAAAUAACACAAAAUCACAGUACUAAUAUUACCAGUAACAUGGUUCAAAUAUUAGACAAAGGCAAAAACUUGAAUAUUAAUUGAAUGUUUAUUAUGCAAAAAAUGGUGCACAGUGCAUUAUUAAUAAAAUUAUGUUAACAAAUAGAAUUAUACACAAGCAAACAGUUUUAAAAACAAAAAGGAAAAAUAACAGAAACCUUAUACUUUACUAGCUUUUAGUUGUCUGUGGCAGGAAAAGUUGGUCACUCGCUCUGUAGUAUACAGCCUCCCAUGAAGAAUGACCAACUUCAAUUGUUAAUACACAAAAUGUUAUUAUUAUUUUUUUCAUGAUAUCAAAUUGCUUAAUAUACAGAAGCGAGAACUGGCACUAGGUACAGUAUGUAUGGUGGAAUAAAUAGAUAUUAAAUCCGGUGCUAACCCUACAAUAUAGACACAAAAUGUAUAAGGUAAGAGAACUUCAAGACAAGGGUUUUAAACAGCACUCAUUCCUACUUUAAGUAUUUAAAAAAAUGAAUUUUUAUUAUAAUUAAAAGUUAAAAGAGAAAAAGGUAAACACCUUUUCAAAAAAGUUAGUACCCACUAAGCAGCUGGUCACCUUGUCCCCCUGUUUCCUGGCCAAUAGCAGCUCCCUCAGCUUCAGGUGACAGGGACAAGGGACAGCUUAUUAAAACCAACAAUUGUGCACAAAAGUGCUUACAAAGGGCACAAACGUGUUUCGGCUGUACUAUUCAGCCUUUUUCAAUGUGGCAGGACAAACCGAGGCCCGGGUGCCACCCUCUUAUAUAGCACUUACUACCUGUCCAAUAGCCAAUCAUAUGCCUCCCUUCCAAAAUGCCCUUUCAUUCACCAAUAGAAGGCUACGUACUGGGGUCGUGUGGGAAAGGCUUGUAUCCAAUAGGUGUAAAUUUGUCACCCUUGUUAAUAACGAUUCUUUAUGUGUUAUUUACAUAAUAGAAUCUAUCACUCUCAUGGUUAUUUCUCUUAUAUUAUAAGAAUAUAUGUAGAGCGGGCAAAGUAAUAGUUUAUCUAACAUUGUCCAUGAUCGCACAUAAUGCUUGUCAAUUGAAACCCCUUAUGAUCGAAUGUGAGUCAGUCUUAUGAGCACAAGUGUUUAUAGGCGAGAGUGUUUACAUGAAAUAGUUCUGACAAUAUACUCCGUAAUAUGUGAGAUUGUUAAUUCCCCAGUGUCUUCUGAUUAAAGGUUGAAGAAUGUUGACAUAUUUAAACCUGUCAUAUGUAUUUCUGAGCCUUAGAGUAAGCUGAUCGUGAAUAACAAUUGUACAGGUUAACAUGUUGCACAUAUAUUUUCUAUGUAGAUUACAGAUGGUGUACGUGUCAUCUCUAGUAUGAUAGGCUGACAUCUGGCAAUUUUAAAACGGUAAUAGUGCCACUAUAUUCUAUACUUGGAUAGCAAUUUAAGCCUAUCACUAUUAUUAUAUGAGUAGCAAGCUCGUUGAUUCAUGUAUGUCAUUAACCUGUUAAUGCUUAUUAAACUUGCUGUAUAUGUG
This is a messenger RNA of Bombina bombina (fire-bellied toad), 8539 nucleotides long. RefSeq names its product gastrula zinc finger protein XlCGF57.1-like. The transcript is spliced from 9 exons. Gene Ontology annotation, biological process: regulation of DNA-templated transcription. The record is from RefSeq and is a predicted model, not a curated record. The coding region runs from base 126 to 2000 and encodes 624 amino acids. NCBI's taxonomy places the organism in Eukaryota, Metazoa, Chordata, Amphibia, Anura, Bombinatoridae.